Ipomoea triloba (trilobed morning glory) is the source of this 573-nucleotide messenger RNA. RefSeq lists its product as uncharacterized. The transcript has a single exon. NCBI's taxonomy places the organism in Eukaryota, Viridiplantae, Streptophyta, Magnoliopsida, Solanales, Convolvulaceae. The record is from RefSeq and is a predicted model, not a curated record. Bases 1 to 573 code for a protein of 190 amino acids.
AUGAGGAAAAGUAGAGAGUUCCAGCAAUGCAUAGAUGAAGCAGAAUUGAGGGAGGUAACCUUAUAUGGGAGUGUUUUCACUUGGUGGAAUGGAAGGAAUGGGGAACAAGCAAUAUGGAAAAGAUUAGACAGGUGUUUUGUAAAUGAACAAUGGGAAACAGAAUUGCAAACACAUGUACAACAUCUGUCUAAGGGAACAUCUGACCACUCACCAUUAUUGAUCAAACUGGAACCUCAGAGAAGAUUGGGAAGAAAACCUUUUACAUUUUUGAAUGUAUGGUGUGAUCAUGAGAAGUUUAUGGGAGUGGUCAAAAGGUCAUGGGAAGAAGGAGUGGAUGGAAAUGCAAUGUAUACAUUCAUGACAAAGCUAAAAAGACUAAGGGCAGUCCUAAAAAGAUGGAAUUGGGAGGUGUUUGGGGACAUAUUUGCAAAAAUUAAAAAAUUAGAGGGAAUGGUGAGGGAGGUGGAAUGUGAGAUGCAAGACUGUCCUUCUGAAGAGAAUGUGAUCAAAUAUAGGAAAGCACAAGCUGAAUUGCAAAAGCAAAUUGUGAUUGAAGAGAAAUACUGGCAAUAG